This is a messenger RNA of Naegleria lovaniensis, 1401 nucleotides long. RefSeq lists its product as uncharacterized. Gene Ontology annotation, cellular component: cytosol. Gene Ontology annotation, molecular function: 1,4-dihydroxy-2-naphthoyl-CoA thioesterase activity. The record is from RefSeq and is a predicted model, not a curated record. The transcript has a single exon. Lineage: Eukaryota; Heterolobosea; Eutetramitea; Acrasida; Naegleriidae. The coding region runs from base 1 to 1401 and encodes 466 amino acids.
AUGAUCAUCUUCCCAAAGAACCUUCUCUGCCACGGGAAAGCUGUAAAUUCGCGAACGCUCGUCCGAAAUUUUUUGCGAACCACCUCAUUAAGCUUUGGAACAUCGGGAGCUUUGAUCACGACAAACGAUAAAUUUUGCAAUACAUUUUCAUCAUCUCCCAAAUAUUUUUCAUAUUCACUGUUGGCUUGUAAAGAUGUUCGGGAUUUUGAGCAGCAAGAUCUUAUAGCCAAACAAUUCAUUGAAAAGAAAAUUAAUUUUGGAUUAAAUGCUCAUUUGGGUGUGAAGGUUGUUCAUGUAAAAUUGAGUAAUAUGGAAAAUGAUCGAGAGAAUGCAUUUAUUGAAAUGUCCAUGCCAAUCACAGAAGUUCAUAUGAAUGCGAUGGGAUUAGUACAUGGCGGAUCAAUAAUUACAAUGAGUGACACUGCAAUUGGAACUGGAGCAUUCUUUUAUGCACACGAAUUUUUAGAGGGAGCGGGUAUGGUUGUUCUCGACACAUUCACACAAUUUACAAGACAUGCGAAUAUUAAUGAUGUUUUGCAUGUUGUUGCAAGGCCACGUCAUUUGGGAAGAAAAACACAAACAUGGGAAGCUACCAUUUAUCUUGGUGAUCCAAAAGAAAACAUCAAAGCAGCUCAUACUAUAUCAACCGUAUUAAACCUUCCCAACGAAGAAGGUGAACUAUUGAAAAGUGGAAACCUAAAAAAACUUGGUAAAAACUUUAAUAUCAAUACCAUGAAUAAGGAAGAGAUCGCCGCAAGGUUUGACAAGUAUAGUGAACAAUGGGAGUUUUUAACCAAGAUAUCAGAAUAUCAAAAGAAUGUAAUAGCAUGGGUUUUAAAGCAAGCGAAUGCGCUAAAACAGCAAAGGACUUUAGAUAACCUCAAAGUAUUGGAUUUAGCAACCGGUUGUGGUCUGGUAGGAAAUGCACUUUGCAACGUUUUAGGAGAGACGACCAAAUUAGACUUGACAGGUUUAGACAUUUCACAGGGCAUGUUAAACAAGAGCGAAGAACUGGGAGUUUACCGCAACUUGUUUGUUCAUGACCUGGACACAAAGAUUGAUCGUCUUCAAAGCAAUUCCUUUGAUCUGAUUACAUGCUUUGGAGUGACAGAAAUGCUUCAAAACUUGGAAACAGUUCUGUUACCCGAAAUUAAGCGUCUGUUGAAAAAGUCUAAUAGCUCUCAAUGCUGGAUAUCAUUUCAAUACAACGACGGUAACCAAGCUGCAGCCCAUCAAGGUAUGAGAACAUUUAACGAAGAGGAAAUUGUUGCCUUAUUGAAGAAGAAUAAUUUGAAGGUGAUUCAACUUGAAAUAUUGAAGAAUGCAUAUUUACUACCAGAUACUUCUGGUUCAGUCAAGCCGGUUCCCUUUUGCAUGGUGACUUGUUGCCAUGACGAAUAA